GCAGUCACCGAAGAUUGAACGUUUUCGCGCUUGGUAAAAAAAGAAAACGAUCGUUUAUAAUAUUUUGUGCUCCUGUGGAAUCAGGUGAAUAAUUUUUCACCAAUGAGUAAUAUCUACUUUUGUAUUGUGACGCUAAAAUUCUGGAACUUGGACAUGUCAUUCUCAUAUGACAAUUUAAGAAAACUGAAAAAUAUAUCAAGUGACACUACAGCAGUUAUUAUAACAAUUUCAUACAGCUCCUGUAGGCAAUCAAGGGACACCCAUUCUGUUUCAGAAUGUUAAUGCUAUUUGGUGUAAUGCUACGCCCUUUCCGAAAAAGA
Messenger RNA from Acanthoscelides obtectus, 320 nucleotides. The record is from the annotation of a GenBank genome assembly. Lineage: Eukaryota; Metazoa; Arthropoda; Insecta; Coleoptera; Chrysomelidae.